AUGUCUGAGAGCAAAAGAGCCCCCGGGGCUGCGAACCACAGAAGCCGGGUCAUCAGAGUGACUGUCAAGACCCUCAAGCGCAAGGAGCAAUUUGAGGUGGCCGACAGCACCCGCGUCCAAGAGUUCAAGAAGCUGAUUGCUGACCGCUUCAAGACGCCCCCUGAGCAGCUGUCCCUCAUCUUUGCGGGUGAGAUUCUCAACGACCAGGAUACCCUCAUGCAGCUCAAGAUUGGCGACGGGUCCAAAGUCCAUCUCUUCAUCAAGUCUCAGAGGAAGCCCUCAGGCAACCCAGGGGACAAUCCAGCUACGCCCACCGCCUUCUCACAAAUGCCAGCAGCUCGAGAGUUCUCCUCAGAACACAGCCUGGACCUCUCAGAUUGGAGCAGCCAGCCUGAAGACCUGAUGGCCUCCUGCCACGAAAUUGUUGCCCAGACCACGGAGAACCUUUUGCUCCAGAUGGUCACGCUGAACCUGGAUGCCUCUGCCUUGAACAGCAACCCGCUUCUCCUGGGCUUCCUCCUUGGGGUCACCGGCAUGAACGUUCUGGACCUGAAUGCCCAGGAGGUUUCUGACUUUGUCAGCGAGGCCCAGGAGCAGGAUGAGACCCGGCAGGAGCUCAUCAUUGAAAUGAUGCAGCACCCCUUUGUGCAGAACCUCUUUGGGGACCCCGAACAGGUCAGGCAGAUGAUCCUGUCUGUGCCUCAGAUGCAGCAGCUGGCUGAGCAGAACCCAGAGAUCAACCACAUCCUUAACAACUCCGAAUUCCUGCGAGAAAUGAUCGAUGUGGCCACCAGCCCGGCUGUGAUGGAUGAGAUCAUCAGGAACCACGACCGAGCCCUGAGCAACCUGGAGAGCACCCCAGGGGGUUACAGCGCCUUGCAACAGCUGUACAACGACAUUGAGGUCCCAAUGCUGAACGCGGUGCAGGCCCAGUUCCAGGGCAGUUCGUUUCCUCCCUCAGACACGAAACCUUCCCCUGGGGGGAUCAGCCCCCUCUCCCGGACAGAGAACAGGGAGCCUCUGCCCAACCCAUGGGCGCCCCAGUCGAACAGCAGUGGUGGUGACAAUAUAUGUAACGGUGACAUCAGCAGUGCCGCUGGUAACAGCGCUGAGCAAGGUUACAUCCUGCUAGCAAACCCGGGGCCUCAGGCCGGUCCUGGAUCGUUCUGACUUUCGUAGGUUUUGUACCAGGUAGUCGAGUGCCUGUUGGACCUCAAGUACGUCUUGUAGAGGUUGCGGGACCGCUUCGGAUUACCGGGGUGAGUCUACAAGGAGUCAGUGACGUUGAGGGGCCACUCUUUACUGCGUGGAGGCGGAGUUCCCACCUGUGUCGAGCUCCCGUCCAAACUGGCCAAGUCAGCCUCUGCCCUGCUGCUGACCAACCCCCGAGCGGUCCAGGCUCUUCUCCAGUUGCAAAUGAGUCUGCUGGUUCUCACCAGGGAAGUCCCUGAUUUCCUGCAAGCCUUGACAGACCCAGAUGUUGACCCAGAAAGCAUGGAAGACUCUGACGAGGGGGAGAGCCCGUCUUCGGAAGCAGAGAGCUUCAUCUCCAUUGAAGAAAGCUUGGAGCUGGACAGCAACGCAUCCAAAGCAGACGAUGGCGACAAGGAGGAGGAGGAGGCGGAAGAGGAGGAGGAGGACAUGGAACAGCAAGGUCCAGAGGGCCUUUACCAGAUCCAGUUGGAGCAGCUCAGAGCGAUGGGCUUCCCCAACCAGGAACUGAACCUGCAGGCUCUUGUGGACACAGAAGGAGAUAUCGGUUUGGCAAUUGAAAAGCUAACAAACUCUCGUGCAUCCUAG
This is a messenger RNA of Protobothrops mucrosquamatus (brown spotted pit viper), 1800 nucleotides long. RefSeq names its product ubiquilin-1-like. Lineage: Eukaryota; Metazoa; Chordata; Lepidosauria; Squamata; Viperidae. Gene Ontology annotation, biological process: ubiquitin-dependent protein catabolic process. The record is from RefSeq and is a predicted model, not a curated record. Gene Ontology annotation, molecular function: polyubiquitin modification-dependent protein binding. The transcript has a single exon. Gene Ontology annotation, cellular component: cytosol.